Molecule: messenger RNA, 1347 nt
Organism: Plenodomus lingam JN3
Lineage: Eukaryota; Fungi; Ascomycota; Dothideomycetes; Pleosporales; Leptosphaeriaceae
Molecular function (GO): FAD binding; monooxygenase activity
Source: RefSeq, a predicted model, not a curated record
AUGCCAUUCCUCGAGAAUCAACCAAAGAUUCUCAUCGCAGGUGCCGGUAUCGGAGGUCUCACCACGGCACUAGCACUUCACGCAUCAGGCUUUACCAACAUUCACAUCUUCGAAGCGUCGUCCACAUUGACGACACUGGGAGUUGGUAUAAACGUGCAGCCGUCCGCUGUACUCAUCUUGCGGAAUCUAGGACUUUUAGAAGCUUUGGAGAAGACGGGUAUCAAGACGCAAGAGCUGAAUUUUUACAAUCGCCAUGGAAACCCGAUACUCAGCGAGAAACGAGGCAUGUACACGGGCUACGCCGUUCCUCAAUUCUCCAUUCAUCGUGGCGAAUUUCAAAUGUUGCUGCUGAGUGCGGUCAAGGAGAGACUGGGGCAGGAUGCUGUUCGUUUGAAUCACGCAUUGACAGGGUUUGAGCAGGAUGAGAAGAGCAUUACUGCCCAGUUUUCACAGAGGAGGGAUGGUGUGCCAGCAGAACUUGCAUCAGUGGCUGGCGAUGUACUCAUCGCUGCUGAUGGCAUCAACUCGACGGCAAGGCGAAUACUGUAUCCGAAUGAGGGACCUCCACGCUUUUCAGGCCGCAUGCUGUGGCGUGGCUGCAUCGAGCGGGAACCCUAUCUCACAGGUGCGAGUAUGGUGUGGGCAGGUCAUGCCGAUCAGAAAUUCAUCGCAUACCCGAUUUCUCAACGCUCAGCCGACAAGGGUAAGAGCCUUGUUAACUGGAUCGCCGAGCUUCGCAUUCGAGGGAAAGACGAUAAAGAUCUAACGCCACCCAAGACGGAUUGGACCAAGGCUGUCAGCAAGACGGUAUUCGAAGGCCCAUUUGAGAGCUGGAAGUGUGGAGGCCUGGAGAUGAAAGACCUCAUCGACAGUACGGAGAAAGUCUUUGAAUUUCCCAUGUCUGAUCGCGAUCCUGUGGACCAAUGGUCAUUUGGUCGUCUCACACUCAUGGGAGACGCAGCACACGCCAUGUAUCCCAUUGGAUCCAAUGGCGCUUCACAAGCCAUCAUUGACGCAGAAUCCCUCGCCGUGCAUCUCUCUUCCAAGACGCUUGACAUUCCAUACGCACUCAAAGCAUACGAGCAAGAGCGCCUACCGCCUACCGCGAAGAUCGUCAUGGCCAACCGAGGAAACGGACCAGAUCACGUGUUGCAAUUAGCUGAAGAACGAGCACCAAAUGGUUUCACCAACGUGUUUGAUGUCAUUCCACAGGAGGAACUCGAGGGAAUUGGCAGCAUGUAUAAGAAGAUUGCGGGAUUUGAGAUUGAGAGUGUGAAUGAGAAGGCGGAAAGGACGAAGGGCGUGGCGGAGACACUGAACUUGAAGAGCCCGCGAGAGUGGAUAUAA